Messenger RNA from Condylura cristata (star-nosed mole), 3867 nucleotides. It is a transcript of the gene CDH1, whose product is annotated as cadherin 1, type 1, E-cadherin (epithelial). Gene Ontology annotation, cellular component: catenin complex; adherens junction; plasma membrane. Gene Ontology annotation, biological process: multicellular organism development; cell-cell junction assembly; homophilic cell-cell adhesion. Bases 53 to 2701 code for a protein of 882 amino acids. The record is from RefSeq and is a predicted model, not a curated record. Gene Ontology annotation, molecular function: cadherin binding; calcium ion binding. NCBI's taxonomy places the organism in Eukaryota, Metazoa, Chordata, Mammalia, Eulipotyphla, Talpidae. The transcript is spliced from 16 exons.
GCACCUGUGUGUCCGUGCGACUUCUGCCCGACUCCGGCCGCGCCCGCCCGCCAUGGGCCCUCACUGCAGCAACCUUUUCGUUCUCUUGCUGCUGCUGCAGGUCUCAUCGUGGCUCUGCCAGGAGCCAGAGCCCUGCCGCCCCGGCUUUGGCACCGAAAGUUACACAUUCACCGUGCCCCGGCGGCACUUGGAGAGAGGCCGAGUCCUGGGCAGAGUACAUUUUGAAUCUUGCACUGGUCAACCAAGAACAGCCUAUCAUUCUGACAACACCCACUUUAAGCUGAGCCAUGAUGGCGUAGUUACAGUGAAAAGGGCUCUACAACUGCGUAAUCUGGAAAUAAGCUUCCUUAUCCACGCCUGGGAUGCCAGCCGCAGGAAGCACUCCGCCAAAGUCACACUGAAGGCAGAAGCCCACCAGCGCCACCGCCGCCAUCAAGACUCUAAGGCUCAGCUGGAAGUGCUCACAUUCCCCAGUUCCCACCAGGGGCUCAGAAGACAGAAGAGAGACUGGGUUAUCCCCCCGAUCAACUGCCCAGAAAAUGAGAAAGGCCCAUUUCCCAAAAAACUGGUUCAGAUUAAAUCAAACAGGGACAAAGAAAUCAAAGUUUUCUAUAGCAUCACUGGUCAAGGAGCGGACAGCCCCCCUGUGGGCGUAUUUAUAAUUGAAAGAGAAUCAGGUUGGCUGAAGGUGACAGAGCCUCUGGAUAGAGAACUAAUUCCCAAGUACACCCUUUUCUCUCAUGCUGUGUCGUCCAACGGGAAUGCCAUUGAAGAGCCGAUGGAGAUUGUAAUAACAGUGACAGAUCAGAAUGACAAUAAGCCGGUGUUCACCCAGCAGGUCUUUGAGGGGUCUGUCAUGGAAGGUGCUCUUCCAGGGACAUCUGUGAUGCAGGUCACUGCCACCGACGCGGACGAUGAUGUGAACACACACAACGCUGCCAUUGCUUACUCCAUCCUCAGCCAGGAGCCGAAGCAGCCGCACAGCAGCAUGUUCACCAUCGACCGCCAAACUGGCGUCAUCCAUGUGAUCAGCACGGGCCUAGACCGGGAGAGUGUCCCCACGUACACCCUGGAGGUGCAAGCUGCGGAUCUUGAAGGUCAAGGCUUAAGCACAACAGCCACAGCCGUGAUCACAGUCCGUGACCACAACGACAACCAGCCCAUCUUCAACCCUACCACGUACCAGGGGUCAGUGCCUGAGAACCAGGUUGGGGCCAACAUCGCCACCCUCAAAGUGACUGAUGCCGAUGUCCCCAACACCCCAGCAUGGACGGCCGUGUACACCGUAUUAAAUGAUGAUGAAGGUCAAUUUGUGGUCACCACAGACCCCAUCACCAACGAAGGCAUUCUGAGGACCGCUAAGGGGUUGGAUUAUGAGGCCAAGCAGAAGUAUGUUCUGUACGUGACUGCGACAAAUGAGGUUCCCUUUGAUGUCCAGCUCCCCACCUCCACAGCCACCGUCACUGUCAUUGUCACGGAUGUGAACGAAAGCCCCAUCUUCAUACCUCCCCAAAAGGAAGUGGAAGUGCCCGAAGACUUGGGUGUGGGCCAGGAAAUCACGUCCUACACAGCCGAGGACCCGGACCGCUUUAUGAACCAGAAGCUAACGUAUCGGAUUUGGAGGGACACCGCCAAUUGGCUGGAGAUAAAUCCAGAAACGGGAGCCAUUUCCACGCGGGCCGAGAUGGACAGAGAGGACAUUGAGCAUGUGAAGAACAAUACGUACACAGCCCUCAUUAUAGCCACCGACGACGGUUCUCUAGCUAUGACCGGAACAGGAACCCUUCUCCUAGUCCUGCUGGAUGUGAAUGAUAAUGGCCCCGUGCUAGAGUCUCGAAGCACUGAGUUCUGCCAGAGGGACCCUCAGUCUCGAACCAUCAAAAUCAUUGAUAGCGAUCUUCCCCCCAACACGUCUCCUUUCAAAGCAGAACUGAUACAUGGGUCAAGUGUCAACUGGACCGUUGAGGUCCAAGACCCAGCCAAAGAAUCUAUCGUUUUGAUGCCCAAAAAAUCCUUAGAAUUGGGUGAAUACAAAAUAAACCUCAAGCUCACAGAUAACCAGAACAAAGACCAGGUGACCACUUUAGAGGCGUUCGUGUGUGACUGUGAAGGGGCUGUGUCCAACCACCAAUGUGGGAAUCUCAAGCAGUUUGCCACAGCCGGGUUAGAAGUACCUGCCAUUCUGGGCAUACUUGGAGGUAUCCUCGCUUUCCUGAUUCUGCUCCUGCUGCUGCUUUUGUUUGUCCGGAGGAGAAGAGUGGUCAAAGAGCCCUUGCUGCCUCCUGAAGAUGACACCCGAGACAACGUUUAUUACUACGAUGAAGAAGGAGGUGGAGAAGAAGACCAGGAUUUUGACUUGAGCCAGUUGCACAGGGGCCUGGACGCUCGGCCUGAAGUGACACGCAACGAUGUGGCGCCAACCCUGCUGACGGUGCCCCAGUACCGACCGCGCCCUGCCAAUCCCGAUGAAAUUGGAAACUUCAUCGAUGAAAACCUGAAAGCGGCAGACAGUGACCCCACUGCCCCACCUUACGACUCUCUGCUGGUGUUUGACUAUGAAGGAAACGGUUCUGAAGCUACCAGUCUGAGCUCUCUGAACUCCUCAGAGUCGGACCGGGACCAGGACUACGACUACCUGAACGAGUGGGGCAACCGCUUCAAGAAGCUGGCCGACAUGUACGGGGGCGGCGAGGACGACUAAGGGACUCGCCAGACGCCGAGCGUCAGGUCUUUGUACUCGUGCUCAGAAAUGAGGAUGAAUUUCCCACAUUUCCUUUCACUUGACUUUCUGGGGAAAAAAGACUGAUCAGCAAAGUUGUUAGAUUUUUUUUUUUUUACUUUCUAGAUGUAAUCUGUGUUUGCUAGAAUGCUUCUGCCUCAUUCCUUGGAUUCUACAUGGUGGCCUUUUCCAAAAGAUGCCCAGCUGCCCAUCUUGUUUUGUAUAUAGGAAAUUUGUAAGUGAUUCAUAACCAAACUUUUUCCUCUCCUGUAGUGGCACUGAUGUUCCAGGUUCUCAUGUUCAGUCAGAAUCCCAUUACAUAGCCCCAGACAGGAGCCGUCUGGAGCAGAAAUGAUUUGGCCACUGUGUGCUCUUGCUGCUUUUUCCUCUUCUAUCUCCUGAGCACGGAAACAGGCACCUACCCACUUACUUGCUCUGGGUGGGAAUGGAACGUUACAGGAAUGUCGGCAGGUGGGCUGUGGGCCUCAGCAUGAACUCUUCACCCAGAAAAAUGUGAUGAGCUUUACAGGUACCACUCACCUUUCACUGUUUAUCAUGAAAAUGAAUGAUUCCAAGGCUCAAGAUGGUGCCUCAAGUGCUGCAAAUACAGAAGCUGGCUUAUUCCAGCAGAGGGAACAUGUGGGCUCUGGAGACAGCAGCACAGCUCAGCAGCUCAGACAGGAUGGUUGAGGUGGGUCUGUCAGAGCUAACCACGUUUCCUGGUAGGAGUUGUAGAUGAUCAUUGAUGUCUGAAGAGCAGAAUCUCCAUGUGCCUAUGGAAAAUGUUGGUCGAGAGUAUACAGAAACUGAGAAAACAGACUAUUAGCAAGUUUUAGGAGAAGGAAGAAAAUGUUUUCUUAAGGGGUUAUGGGGAGGUGAGAACCUUGAUUGGGAUUUUUAAGUAGAACUGUUGAAAUUAUUUUUCAUGUUUAUUUUUAAGGAAGCUGCUGUCAACUGUUUUUAGAAGGAAAGGACCAUUCCUGCAAUCAUAGUAAGGCACUGUCAUGAUUUUGCAGCAGUAUAAACUAAUGUGGAUCUGUCUGUAUAAAAAAAUGCCGCUGUAGUUUUUGAGUGACUGUGUGGGUGCUGAAAAUUUUGUAUUUUCUUUGAGGGUGGGAAAGGAAAACAAUUCUAAGAAUAUUCUUUUU